AUGACACGCCAGUCUCCUGCCCGGCCCACCCGGGGCAGAGCAGCUCAUGGUCGUCAGCUCAAGCGCCAGGUGCUACAAGAAGACCGAAUCCCCGAAGUCUAUCAAGAGAUGCUGGAAGAAGCAGAAGCUCGAGACCCUGAGCAGUUUCAUUUGGAGAGGCCGAUUAAGCGACGUAAAGUUGGCGAGACUAGAGGCAUCAAUACGAAGGCCAUUCCGGUAGAUCCCUCAUCACUGGUACAAGACAACUCUGUUACUACAAACGCAGAUGCCACUGAAAAUGUGCAAACCAUCUACGAUUCAACUGUGUCAGAGGAAUCCGAUGUUGAGUGGGAGGAUGUUAACAUCAUGCAACCUGCAGCCGGACCAGCAAGCAGCACUCUGGCCACUCAGGGAAAUGAGGAAACCCUCCAAAUUACCUUGGACCAAAAACCAGAGAAAACCAAAAAAACCAUGCAAAGGCGCAAACCUGUCACGGUAGCAGAAAAAAAUCUACGUCUAGAUAUCCAUAAGGCUCACCUUCUUUGUCUGCUUGCACAUGUGAAUCUAAGGAAUCGAUGGUGCAAUGAUGAUAAGCUGCAGCGUUUCUUGAAACAAAUGCUUCACAAAAGAGUCGUUGCACUUUUGAACCCGGAUGAGACCAAACCACAAUUUACUCGUUCCACAACAUUUAUCGAUGGUCUUAAUCAAGCUGGUGAUAUUUUCAAUCGAAGGUUCCAGGUCACAAAGCCUGGACUAAAGCGUGCUCACUGGGCUGAAGACCAGACACAGCUAAGGCAAAGGAUUCAAUCUAUCAUGUCGGAUGCAGAAGUCUUUUUAUCCAAAGAGGAUUUUCUAUCGCAAGCCAAGAUCAUGCAGGGGUCUCGAGACUUUGGAGCCAUGCUUUUUUGCUCCCUACUACGUGCUGUUGCGGUUGAGGCCAGGCUUGUAUGCUCCCUACAGACUCUACCGUUCUCUGGCACAGUCAAGGAUAUGACACCAUCAAAAAUGGCCCCGCAGUACAUUGUUGUUUCUUCGGAUGAUCAUGAAACAUCUACCGAUGAGCGGCGGAAGGCAUCUGGAGCCCCAUUAACUCCGACCAGAAAAAGGCGGAUUGGGCGCCCACAGUUUACCACUCGGCCUGCUCAAGCAUCUGUACGAUUAGGCUCCCUCCCUACACUCCGAGAAUCAUCGUACCCUGCCUUUUGGGUAGAGGCCUUCAAUGAAGCUGUACAGAAAUGGGUCCCAAUUGAUCCUCUAGUGACCAAAUCUCUGGCAAAGCCAUCUAAAUUCGAACCCCCCGCAAGCGAUCCAUACAAUAGUAUGGCUUAUGUGGUUGCAUUCGAAGAUGAUGCUUCUGCGAGAGAUGUCACUCGGCGCUAUGCGAAGGCCUUUAAUGCGAAGACCCGUAAAAGCCGUGUCGAGACAACGCGCAACGGAGAGGAAUGGUGGAACAAAGCAUUGAAUGUCUACGAAAAACCUUUUCUUGACGAUCGCGAUGAAGCAGAGAUCAGCGAACUCACCUCUAAAUCUGCUGCUGAGCCCAUGCCACGGAACAUUCAAGACUUCAAAGACCACCCUGUUUAUGCACUCGAUAGGCAUUUGCGUCGCAAUGAGGUGAUAUUUCCGAAGCGUGUGAUUGGGCAUGUGGGUCUCAGUAAAUCGACAUCUAAGAGCGAUAAUCUCGACCCCGUCUAUCGUCGCUCCGAUGUGCAUGUCGUCCGAAGUGCGGACAAGUGGUAUCGUUUGGGACGGGAUGUCAAGGUGGGAGAACAGCCAUUGAAGCAUGUCCCAGCAGCACGACCCAAAAGCGGGUUCGCGAGCGAUGACGAUGAGGCUGAGCCAGAACACACUGCCCUCUAUGCCGAAUACCAAACUGAAAUAUAUCAACCCCCUCCAGUAGUCCAAGGAAGAAUCCCAAAGAAUGGAUAUGGGAAUCUGGACAUAUACGUUCCCAGCAUGGUCCCGCCUGGGGCAGUCCAUAUCAAGCGACCGGAUGCAUCUCGGGCCGCACGAAUACUCGGAAUCGAUUAUGCAGAUGCUGUCACAGGGUUUGAUUUCAAAGGCCGCCGUGGAACGGCAAUUUUUGGAGGAAUUGUAAUUGCUCUUGAAUACCAAGAAGCUCUUGAGGAGGUUUUGCAAGGAAUUGCAAAUGAUAAGCAGCAAGCGGCGCUUGAAGCAAGGACAGCGGAAACCCUUCGGCUCUGGCGACUGUUCCUGGUUAAACUCAGGAUUGCUGAAAGGGUAAAGGCGUAUGCGGACGAGGAUGAGGAAAUGGGCGAUGCAACCAAUACUGAGAUGAUGAAUGACCCACUAGAAGAAUUUGAAGGUGGAGGGUUCUUUCCAGAUUCAAAUCAACUAUCGCAAAGCUCCCGAUCUGAGAUUCGAGAGAGACAACAGACCGAGACCGGGGGUGAAGAUGAUUUUGGCGGGGGAUUCAUUGCAGAAGAAGGUGUUCCUAUUCUGAAAGAAGGCAACGGACUUGCCUAUGAGGAAAAUACUAAGGAAACCUUUGUCCCAGGAGAUGGAGGUGGCUUUGUUCCGGAAGAAGAAGUUAUUGCCAAUGACGCGACAGACCAAGGUAUAUCAUUGACACAGACCUCUACUUCGACAUCAAACAGACCAUUGAAGAAGUGGAAAGAUCACAACAAACCUCGCUACGAAUUAGUUGUGGUGCCAAAGGAAUCAAGCUCAAUGACCAAGGAGCAACCAACUGACAUGCAACAUGCCAUCAGCGAGCUAGAGGGGUCAUCUGAAAAGGCUCCAAUUACAAUUGACUCAUCAAAUAAUGGAGGGUCCAAAACCACCAGUGUUGGCAUUGUUUCUAGACCGCCAUCUCCGCAACAAGUGUCUCAAAAUGUGCCGAUUGUUGUGUCCGACUCUGAUAGCGAUCUUGAAAAAGGUUCUCUACUAUCGGAGGAUCCUGAGGAUAAGGAUGCUAUCCCAGAGUGGCUAAUGUAG
Molecule: messenger RNA, 2937 nt
Organism: Penicillium macrosclerotiorum
Lineage: Eukaryota; Fungi; Ascomycota; Eurotiomycetes; Eurotiales; Aspergillaceae
Exons: 4
Coding region: 1-2937 (978 amino acids)
Biological process (GO): nucleotide-excision repair; mismatch repair
Cellular component (GO): XPC complex; nucleus; cytoplasm
Molecular function (GO): single-stranded DNA binding; damaged DNA binding
Source: RefSeq, a predicted model, not a curated record